ACGGGUAGGAUCGGCAUGCUAAGUCCGAGCGCAAGUCGUCACCAAAGUCCGAGUUCAAAGCAACCUCUGCUUGUCGUUCCAGAGGAAUCUGGAACUUUUCCCAGCCUAUCUCGGAUUCCGAACCUACUUGAUAUAUCCAAACCCCUAUAUAUAUCAACGCUGCCCACCAACGAAGCCUGGGUCGCACUUUUCUCAGAGCCCGCCACUUCACCGUGAGAGAUAGUGAGAUCCUCCUUCUCAGAAGACCCAUCGAGCACCGCCGGCCGCCGAGUGCAGCCUCGUCGCCCCCGGGCUUCGACGUUUUCACCGAGAGAGAGAUGGACAGGCCCUUCUUCUUCCCAGAAGGCCAAUGGAACACCGCCGGCCGCCGCCGCCGAGAGCAACCCGGUCACCACGGUGCUUCGACGUUUUCACCGGGAGAGAGAGAUAUAGACAUGGACAGUCCCUUCUUAUUCUCAGAAGACCCUUGGAUCACCGCCGGCCGCCGCCGAGAUCAACACCGUCACCGCGGUGCUUCGACGUUUUCACCGAUAGAGAGAGAGAUAGACAUGGACAGGCCCUUCUUCUUCUCAGAAGACCCUGGGAACACCGCCGGCCACCACCGAGAGCAACCCCGUCGCCCCGCAGCUUCGCCGGCGGUGAACGACCCGGUCUUCUCUGUCCCCGUUUGCUUCGGAUCCGACGCGGCGGCCGCUGCCAAGAAGCCAGCGACGGCGCUCCCCUCGAAGGCGACGAGGUCGGCCGCUGCCGUCGCUAUCCAGAGGGUCCUCCGGGGCCACCUGGUGCGGAAGAACGUGAGGGUCGUCUCCAGGCUCGCGGCGGAGUUGGGCGAGAUAGAGCAGAUGGUGCGGUCCGGAUUGGAGCGGCUGCUUGCGGAGCCGAAGGAGCGGCUGCGGGUGAGCGAGAUGCUCAUGGCGUUGCUCUUCCGUCUUGAUUCCGUCCGCGGUGUCAGGGAGUACCGGAAGAAGGUGAUCCGGAGAGUCAUCUCGCUCCAGGAGUUCCUAGAUUCCGUCUUCGGCCAAACCCAAACCCUUGAAUCACCAAUUCCGGCAGAGACGCACGGAGAGAUCCGUGAUCGUGAUGCCAUUUUGGAAGAGGUUGGCGAGAUGCCUCAGGAUGACAACGCCGAGGAAGAGACGGCUUCUGGCUCCAAAGAUGUCUCGGUUCAAGAAAGCGAUCCGGACUCUAACCAAGACCCUAUCUUGGCCGUCGUCAAACAGGUGUCUGAUGCAUCUGACGAGAGCUUCGAAACCCUAGAUUUGACCGACGACCUCAAGAAAGAAGAAGAGAAGGCAGUGAUUGAAGACUUUGUUGUACUAUCCAUGGAAGAAGCCAUCGAUCCGUCUCAAAUGCGAUUCGAUUCCGCGGCUAACCCGGAGAAAGCUGCCGUCGCUGAUUCAAUAGAACAAGAGAGCAGGGAGGCGGCUGCAGGGAUCUCGACAACAAUCGCUGAAGCCGAGACAGGGGCAGCGAGGCCGCACAUGAGCGAGACGGUCGAUGUGCUGAAGAAGGUGAUGGCGGAGACGGAGAGGCUGCAGGGCCUGGUGGCGGCAUUGUGUGAGCAGAACACGCAGCAGUGCAUGCUGAUGACAGAUGUGAUGGAGAGGGUCGAGCACUUGGAGCGGGCAGUACAGACCAUGAGCGAGAAGAAGAAGAAGAAGAUUGGUGCUGCUAAGUGCUAACCGCGCUCUUGCUUCCUUGGUCGACAACGAAGGUAGCCCGAUCAAGCAAUGAUUCCUAGUUUAGGUUGUUGUAUAGUUUAUGGUAGUAUGAAAUGGUGAUUGGUUUUGUUUACCUCUGCUUCUGCAGAUUUGAUGAACAAAAUUCUGCUUAAGAACAAUCUUU
Musa acuminata subsp. malaccensis (wild Malaysian banana) is the source of this 1845-nucleotide messenger RNA. Lineage: Eukaryota; Viridiplantae; Streptophyta; Magnoliopsida; Zingiberales; Musaceae. The record is from RefSeq and is a predicted model, not a curated record.